This is a messenger RNA of Zootermopsis nevadensis, 6788 nucleotides long. Its product is annotated as tudor domain-containing protein 7 tapas. NCBI's taxonomy places the organism in Eukaryota, Metazoa, Arthropoda, Insecta, Blattodea, Termopsidae. The record is from RefSeq and is a predicted model, not a curated record. Gene Ontology annotation, cellular component: P granule. Gene Ontology annotation, biological process: P granule organization; spermatogenesis; piRNA processing.
AAAUUUGUUUAUCGUAUUUAAAAUCGAGACUGUCGUAUCUGCCAAAUUUGUUUCUGCCCGCUUACGUUCUUUGUAACAGGUUAUCUGUGAUAGUUGCCGAUUAGAAAUGGCUACGCGUCAGUUGUGGAUAUAAGAUAUUAGGUUUAAAGUUUGAAAGUAUUUUUACGUCAGCAAUAAGUAUUACAUUUAAGGUAUGAUUAGUAUGCGUACUCAAAAUGUAUUAUCUCUAUAGGAGAUGAUUUUAAAGAAAGAAAAUGGUUGAAACAGACAGAGACCAGGUGAUCUCUACGUUGAGAUCAUGUCUUCUGUCAGUGAAAGGUGAAAUUUCAGUUGGAAAUCUUGAUCGUGACUAUAAAAUGUUAGUGGGGUCCAGGAUCCCUUAUCAGAAGCUGGGUUUUGAGAACCUUGAGCUGUUUUUGAAGAGUGUACCUGAUGUCAUAAUUUCACGUGGCCGUGGUGGGGAAAUGAUCGUAAAUGCCAUUCCAAAUAAGAACACAGAACAUUUGGCUGCAUUGAUUUCAAAGCAGAAGUCUACUUCAAAAAGACAUAAGGACACAUUAAGAUAUGUGCCUCCACGUCGUACAGCAGCGUCUUCCUGGAGACCUCCAAAAAGUGAUAUAUCUGUAAGAACAUCCAAGCGCUGCACCCGUGACAGUGUUCAAAUGCCACUCUGUGUUACUGUAAAUAAUCAUCCAGAUAGCGUAAAGUUUCCUUUGAAGAAAGAUUCUCGUGUAGUUUCCUUUGCACAUUCUCCAUCACCAGAACCUCAAAGUACACAUCAACAACCUGCAUCUUCCAGUAAUGGUAGCAGUGGCUGUGGUGGAGGGAAACAUUCCUAUUCGGCAUUUGAGAAGCCCCCUAGGUUUCUUCGAUUGUCUCAACCAGAAAACAUUCCAUAUUCUAAGCCUGUACCUUAUCCAGCAGUAUCAAAAUCUAAAUCUCAAGAUAGACUAGUGCAAGGAAUAUUAGUAACAGGAAAUUCAGCUAAGAACGAGAACAUGAUGCUGAAUUUGAAUAGAACAGAAGUAACUGAUAGCAGAGCAGCUAGUAACACUUAUGAUGUUACAAGCCCUAGGGACCAUACCAAAACUUCACCACUGACACCACUGCAUGCCAGGCUGAAUGUUGCAGAACAGAAAACUCCAAAGGUACAAGUAAUGUUACCUCUUAAUGAACAGUUUACUAGAGUGUCUCUUGGUGGUGAAGAUUUUAUAAAGCAACUUGACAAUUUUGCUCAGUCAAAAGGCAUGAGUACACCUACAUACAAGAUUAUACCACGGAUGUCUGAUGGCAAGCAAUACUAUUCCUCUUCAGUGAAGAUUGAUGGUAUUAGUAUCAGUAGCUAUCCUGAUGAACGAUCAUCACCAGGAGAAGCAAUGCACCUAGUUGCUAAGCAAGCUCUGGAAGUACUACAGAGUCACAUCAAAGAGAGUGGUAGUGGUGGGACCCAGGAUGAGAAUACAGUUAUGACAAGGAUAUCACAUAUAGUUGGUGGGAAUCGUUUUGGUAUGUGGUCAACACAGAUUCGCAUCGAUUAUUAUGAACGUUACAAUGAAAAUUUACCUGAUGAUUGGCUGACGAUAAUGGAAAGAUGUCCGCUGGUUAGUUUGGACCACGUGGCUCAAAAUAGGACCAUCAUUACACCUAACUUGCUGGCUUCACCAACAGAGUCUGCAAGACGAAGUAUUGAAGCACCUGCAUUAUCAAUGGAAGCAUCUCUUAGUCAACUGUCAGUGAGUCCCAUUCAACCGAGUGUGCCAGAGUCCAUCGCAUUUCCUCAGGAAGAUGCAUGGGAUAUGUAUAUUACAUGUGGAAAUUCAACAAACAAGAUUUGGGGUCGACUGAUCGGAGAGGAAUAUAGUGUAAAAUAUGAAAAUCUGGCAACAGAUAUGGAAAUAUUUUACAUGGGACAAACAAAUGUUGCAGCUAAUCCAGAGAUAGGUUCAUUUUAUGCCAUUAAAAUGGAUGAUUGCUGGCAUCGUGUUAAGCUUGUAGAAAUUGAAGAGACACGUACUGAAGGACGGGUGUUCUACAUUGAUCAUGGAGAUGAAGAGGACGUUCUUUUAAAUCAGCUGCAUACACUGGAGCGACGUUUUUCAACGUUACCAGCACAGGCUAUUCGUUGUUUCUUAUGGGGCCUGGAAGACUUCGCAGAUGAUCCGAAUGUGGCACAUCACAUUACUGAUACUAUUCUUGGUAGAACACUGGUGGCUUCUAUAAAGUCUCUGCCAAACCCAACGAAAUCAGGAGUUGGCAUUGUGCUGUUUGAUACGAGUACAGACGAAGAUUUGAAUAUGAACACUGUGUUGGUAGAAAAUAUCAGUAAGGAUGCAGUAGCACCUCAUUUACCAUCGGAAGGUAAUGUAGAGGAGGUGUAUAUCUCACAUGUGACGGAUACAGGCGAUGUCUUCCUGCAGUUUGAAAGCUAUAAUUACCUACAUUCACUUUUAUGCAGUGUGAUUGAAUCUGGUAUUAAACAGGAUAGGAUUCUGAAGGGCUCUGAUGCCCAUUCUCCCGAUCCUUCACGACUAUAUCUGGCUCGAUACCAUGAAGAUGGCAAUUGGUACCGAGCUGCCAUCACAAAGAAACUUAAUGGGCAGAGAGAGGUUGAGGUGAUGUUUGUUGAUUUUGGCAACACUGAGGUAAUGAACCCAUCAGAAUUAGUUUUACUUGAAACUCUGAAAAAAUCUCUUGCUGAAUUUCCUCAUCAGGCCAUCAAGGUUCACCUCUAUAAUGUGCCAUGUUCAUCAUUCAGUGAACGUAUGGUCCUUCGAGUGCGAGAACUUGUUCCAUUUGAUGAAUGUGUCUUAGUAAAGACAGUAUCUGCCAGAACACCAAACAGGAUUCCUAUGGUGGAGAUAUUUAAACGUAUUAAGCCAGACAAUCUUCUUGUGUCUAUUAAUAACACGUUGGCCUUAGAUCCUGACCUCAAACCUCAGUUGAAGUCAAAUGUUGAUGAUGGUAACGUUCUACAUUGCAAGAAGCAUUUGGAACAUUCGCAAACCCUAGCACUGACUUGCUUGAAAAGUUGCCUAACUGAAGCUUCCAGUAGUGGCAGUAACGUGGUGGCACCACAGCAUCUUAGUCCUCUAGGCUGUGAGUCACAUGAUGAUGCUUCGACUUCAAGGGGACUCUGUCCUCCACAGAUUCCAGAUAUUGGUGAUUACUUUGAUGUACAUGUAACGAUGGCAGCGAAUCCAGGAAAUUUUACGGUUCAGCCAUAUAAAGAUGAAUUACGGCUGGAGAAAAUGAUGGUGGAUAUGCAAAUACAGUACAUGCAACAGAAGUAUUCACAUCCAAUGCCCGAUAGCAUUCAUGAAGGUGGAUUAUAUGCUGCUCUGCAUCAUGAUGGCUACUGGUACAGAGUGUGUGUGUCCAAUAUUAUCAGUGGUAGUUCGGUAUCAGUGUACUUUUGCGACUAUGGAGAUUUGUCAAUUCUGCCACUAGAUAAGCUGCAGCCCUUAACCAGCCAGUUCAAAGAGCUGCCCUACCAAGCCAUCAAAGCGAAGCUCGCAGGCAUCCAACCUAAACAUAGUGAUUGGUCUAUUGAAGACUGCGACAUGUUUCAAGAACUUGUAGUGGAGCGUGAAUUUGUAUCUGUCAUAAUGGAAACGAGCCCAGAUCUUUUGAAUCCAACCGAUAUGGUCAUAGGAUUAAAACUCAUUGAUACAUCAGGGAAAGAUGAUAUUUGCAUAGAUGAGUUGCUAAUCAGUCAAGACAGAGCUAUUAGGACCAUGUGAUAAUUUUAUAUCAUGCCAAAUUAUGUAUCCUAAUCCUUCUUAAUUAUGCCAUCUGUGCUUUGCCAGAGGGGUAGUAUUUUCGCCUUAGGACUCCAUAUAUACCGAAAGAUGGUUUAAUUAAUAUUAGUGCUGUGUAUUAAUGUGUUAUGAAAUCAAAAGUAAGUCUGUUAACUUUGUUUGCAUAGAGGAGUGUUUUGUAUGUUUGAUCUGACUUAGUUAUAGAUGUUAAAUAGCAUUACCAUGUUCCUGAAGUUUGAAGUGUACUUCAGGAUGAAGUAUGGCAUUGUACCUGCUGAAAGUUAUUUUUCUUCUUUUAAAAGAAGAGAGAAAGAUAUGUGAAUUUAACUCUGUAAAUGUAUGGAUUAUCUGAUAUGUGGAGUAGUUAGGUUCGAAGCAUAAAUUUCUGCCAAAGUUUGUCACAGUUGUAAGAUUUGAGGUUCUCACAGUGGUGAGUAUGAAGAUUUCUGUCUUCUGGGUUGUUGCGCUGUGUAGUCCGUCAUCAGGGCGAUGAAUCGCCCUGAUGACGGAGACAGUACAACCUCUGAAACGUUGGUAAACAUCUACCGGACUACACGGCGCAACAACCCAGAAGACAGAAAUCUUCAUUUGUCACAGUUGAAAAUUCCAGCUUCUUCUCAUACUCGGUGUAUGCCGAAUGCAUCAACAGCUGCUGUUCCAGUAAGUAUGUCAACUCACAAUCGUUUGGUCUCUAGUUAUUUUAAAAUAACUUUCUAAUUUAUUUGUUGUUACAACUUGUUAUUUAUGUUGAGAAAUACGUGUGUAUGUAAGAUAAUGAACUUAAGUUGUAUUUUGGUAAGUAGCGAGAUAAUUUGUUUUAAAAUAAGUCACAUAUUAAAAAUCUAAAUAUUUACAAACUGUACUGGAACAAAAUACUAUGAGCUAAUUUGUUUUAUUAUUUACAUAUCUUACAACACAAUUAUACAGUUUUUUUCCCCCCCAGAAUAAAGCUUUUUUAAAUAUUGAUCUGAAUCUAAUUGGUUUUGUUGUUGAUAUAGGCUUUCAGUAAUGAAUAAUUAUGUAAUGUAGUAAUCUAUUUCAUUCAUAGAUUUCCACUAUCUAGAUGGUGUUUGCUGUAACGUCAAAAUUUUACCCUGUCACUAAGUACAUAAUUUAACUUUCAUUGAGAAUUUGGCCUUUUAUCUGUCACCACAUUCCUAGCUGCAGUGUCUCUUUAGGUAUCACUACUGUGAUGUGUAACACUAAAUGUAGUUUUUGCGUGAUUUCCGUCUCAUUAUUUUGCAUUCCACAAAAAAUUACAUAAGGUGUUGGGAUACGUAUUAUUGGUGAUCUGUCAUGAUUCAGGAUUUUGGGGUCUUUGUUGCAACUGCCCCAAGAAUUCACAAUCGGUGUUAAUGAUGGCAGGAGAUUAAAAGUAUAAAAGUGGAAUGGGUUACACUUUAUACCAAGUUUAAUAAAAAUUAGUUCAGGCAUUAUUGGUAGACACACAUGGCCAUGAAAUUGUGUGGUGAGAUUUCAGGUUCUCACAACAAUGUAUAUAAAUGACUUAUGUGGGAUGUUGUGGGCUGUAGUUUUAUUAAUAGAUUAUUACUAAGAAAGUGAAAUGUGGGUAGGUGAUUCUGAAUGUGUGCGUGCAUGUGCGCUCGUGCGUACGCUCCUACAUACGUAUGUACAAGUAUAUUUAUAUGUAUUUUGAACAAAAGAAUUUGACCUUUGAAGUAUGGGGAAAGGAAAUGCCAUGUUUUAAAAAUGGUGAAAAAGCUACUAAUAUGUCUGCACCUUGAUCAUAUUUUUUUUUAAUUUGAAGUUGUUUUCAGUAUAUUCUUUUUAUUUUAGUGAAAAGUAAAAUGAAUACAAUUUAAACUAAGUUUAUUAUUAUUAUUUUAAUGUAUAUUAUUCUGUUGUUUUUAUUACUACAUUUCCAGUUCUAUUUAUUUAAUGUUUUGUGUUAUGUGAUUGUGUUACAUACGUACUGUCACGUGUUGCAAAAAAGAUUCCCAAUUGUGUUUAUUUCUGAAUAUAUGUAAUCUAAAACUGCCUUUGCCCUGAGACCAACCGAGUGUCGGACAGAGAUGAAAUAUACAGGUGAAGGAACCAAGUCACGUUUAGGCAUUUGUCAAGCUUGUGGAUAUUCCGUUACCUUCAUAUACUGCCAUGGUUACAGUUUAUAAGGAUGCAUAUGCAAAAGUUUAGUUUUGGUUAUUAGUGUGUUACUGGGCCUCAAAACAGGUCUCCAAACAAAGGAGUGGAUCUGUUUAACCCUUGUCAUAUGAGAAUAUGGGAUUUAAAUCCCUGUACUAUGGGACUGCUGGACAUUUACUCCAAGGGUAACAAUUUAAUGAUACGUUAGUGUGACGCACGGCCAGCUGGUACACAGUAAGUAAAGGUUAAAUAAAUAGGCUCUACUUUACUUCAUUCAGUCUUUGUCUUCAGUUUCUGAAAGAUAAGUCCAUUUUUUGUUUAUAUACAAGGCAUUCAGCAAAACAUUUUCGAUGCACAGUAUAUUUGUAAUUUUUUAGGGUACUCAUGUUCUUAAGUUGCAUCUUAAUGUUAUUGUACCAGCUCUUCAGUUUUCGCAAUAGAUUUCUCUACAAAAAUUUUGUAUGCAUUACUUAUCUGCCAGUUAUCCUGUUCAUGUGCUAAUCCCACCGUAGUUUUCUGUAUAAAUUUAUCCUAACAGUACUAGACCUAUAAAAGGGGAAAACUUUCUCGUGUAAGAUUAUGUAUUUUUCGCUUUAUCAUACUUUGAUCUAAUUAUUUUUGACAUAUACCAAAGAGCCGGAAAAAUUGUUUGGAACAGAUGAGGUGAUAACAGCUAUUGAAAGAGUUAAUAUCUUCUAUUACAGUUCCAAAUGUUGACAGUGAAGUAAAGAGAGUACAGAAUUUAAGAACUUUUUUUAGUUUUUGCUUUGUGCUCAUGGGUUAAGAAGAGAAUUCAUUUUUCAGCUUGAUAAGUCUUUGCAAUUUUUUAUUUUUGCAUGUGGAUGAAUCAAGUGUUAUUUGUUUGAGUUCUGUAAUUGAUAUAACUAUGGUCAUAUGAAAGAAGGAAUUAUUAGAGCAAUAUUUUUA